This is a messenger RNA of Macadamia integrifolia, 2202 nucleotides long. RefSeq names its product zinc finger CCCH domain-containing protein 56-like. The record is from RefSeq and is a predicted model, not a curated record. NCBI's taxonomy places the organism in Eukaryota, Viridiplantae, Streptophyta, Magnoliopsida, Proteales, Proteaceae. The coding region runs from base 727 to 1803 and encodes 358 amino acids. Gene Ontology annotation, molecular function: metal ion binding; mRNA binding. The transcript has 2 exons.
UAGAGAAUGUAGCACAGAUAAAGGUUUUUGCUUUCUUUAUGUACUCUCCUUUUUGCUUGGAGUGAGAGAGAAGAGUGCUCGCUCUUUACAUUUCCUGUGAUUCUGAUGGGCACUAAACGUACAGGGUUCCCUUCCACUCUCCACCCGUACAGAGAUAGUCUUCUCCCGUACACAGAUAGUCUUCUCUUAUCAUCCCUUGAUCAAUUCUGUUGUGGAUGCUCAAAUCUCUAGAUACUUGGUAGUCUCUUAGCCACUUCCUCUUCGAUUUGAUCCCUAAAUUUUGUUUAUUCAAUGGGUUCUAGCUCUGGGUUUUCUUCUUUUCUGAUUUUUAUCAAGUAUGCUGGGAAUUAAUUUGUUGUUAUAAAAAAGUAUUUUAGUGUGAUAGGUUACAUUCAAGGCUCUUACUCCGUUUGCUGCUGCUGUUCUUUUGUUCUUGCUUAAUGAGCUUAAUAGUUUUGAGAAUUUGUGAUUCAAACCCGUUUGUUGUCGAGUUAAUUAAGGACUUAAGGUAUGGAUCAAAGACCCGUUGGGAAAUUACUUGAAUUUAUGGAUCCAGAGGUUCUAAAUCUGCUCAUCCUCUUACAUUUCCUUCAUUGAAUUCGCUUCUCUUGGUGGGGGAUUUUGUUAUCAUCCCCCAUAUGAUGAAUUAGGGUUUCGAGUCUGAGUUCAAAAAUUUUCCUUGUUUCUUUGAAAGAAAUUAGAUUUGGUGGUUGGUACCUUCCGGCCAUGGAUUACGGUGGAGAUGUUGGGCAGAUGAUCCCUGAAACCCCUGGCGGCGGUGGUCGUGGUGGUGCAGACAAUUGGGUCCCAGGGUUAGGUGACCAAGCAAUUUGGUGUACUGAGGAUGAUUAUGGAGCUUGGAAUGGAGAUGGCUUUGCUGACACUCCUUCAAACUCGAAUUAUGAUGGAAGGCAAUCUCAAACACGAUCUGGGAGUGAACCUCCCAACAAGAAAACCAGAGGAGAUUCCCAAGGAAGUGGUUUAAACAGAGACCGUGAUCGAUCCAAAGCGAUUGGGAAGAUGUUCUUCAAGACUAAACUUUGCUGCAAGUUUCGUGCAGGGAGUUGUCCCUAUAUCACUAACUGCAACUUUGCUCAUGGGAUUGAAGAGCUUCGUAAGCCUCCUCCAAACUGGCAGGAAAUUGUGGCAGCCCAAGAGGAGGAACGAGGUGUGUCUUCAGAGCCCAGGGAAGAAAACCAGAUUCCAAUUAUUAGUUCUGGUUUGGGUGGAGAGACCCAGAGGUCUUAUAAAGGGAGGCAUUGCAAGAAGUUUUACACUGAAGAGGGGUGCCCAUAUGGAGAUAACUGCACUUUCCUCCAUGAUGAGCAGUCGAGAGCUCGGGAGAGUGUAGCCAUUAGUUUGGGUCCAACUGUUGGUAGUGGCUAUGGUACCAGUGGGAAUGGUACGAACCAGAAGCCUUCGAAUUGGAAGACUAGGAUCUGUAACAAGUGGGAGAUGACUGGGUAUUGCCCGUUUGGAAGCAAGUGCCACUUUGCUCAUGGCUUUGGCGAGUUGCACAGGUAUGGUGGAGGACUUGUGGAGAUGGAAGGUAGAGACUCUUCAACCUCUCCUGACUCAAAGCAAGUUGCAGUGUCUUCAAAGACCCAGACAGAUACUGUAGUUACAUCUGCUACAUCAGUUCCUCAUACAGAUGUUUAUCACAUGGGAGUUCCAUCACAGAGAUCUGCGGCUUUAAUCCAGAGGCAAGGGCAGAGGCCUCUUCAGAAAUGGAAGGGCCCAGACAAGAUAAGUAGGAUAUAUGGUGAUUGGAUUGAUGAUAAUGAGUGGGAACCAGCUCGAUAAUUGGAAUUAGAGUGCUUCACCUGAAAGCAUUUAAGGUAAGACAAUGCUUGACGAAUUGCAAACUGCACAGAGAACCUUUUGGACAAACUGAUGUGGACUGAAAAGUUAAAAAUCAGCAGGAAUCCAUGCCAUGUGGAAAUGGGCUACACGGCUCUAUUUCUGGUUCGAGGACAGCCCUUUUGGUGACUAUGCAUUCUCAUCUGAGGUCUGUCUUGCCUCCAAUUGUUUACUUGCUUUAGGACUUCUACUUUCAGGUUCAGAAAGUUUGGAGCUGCAAUCACUUCUGUAAACUGUUCCCUUUGUUAAUCACGAUUGAAUACCACGUGGCCCUUCAGUUCAAUGCAAUCACUUCUGUAAACUGUUUUCAUUGUUAAUCACAAUUGAAUACAUUGUUGUCAA